Parasteatoda tepidariorum (common house spider) is the source of this 3053-nucleotide messenger RNA. Its product is annotated as 5-hydroxytryptamine receptor. NCBI's taxonomy places the organism in Eukaryota, Metazoa, Arthropoda, Arachnida, Araneae, Theridiidae. Gene Ontology annotation, molecular function: G protein-coupled receptor activity. Gene Ontology annotation, cellular component: plasma membrane. The record is from RefSeq and is a predicted model, not a curated record. Gene Ontology annotation, biological process: G protein-coupled receptor signaling pathway.
GGAGAAGUUAUCUUACUCCUCUUUUAGACUCAGAAGAAAUGACUCGUCCUGUCGUUUGUUCUGCAAUGUAUGUUUGUAAAUAGUUUUGAUUACACGAUUUUUUCACGAUGUAAGAACGGUGACACAAUCCGUAUUAAGAUUGACCUUAAAAAUGGCUGGAUUUAAGAAAAACUCUAACAUGCUUAUUGAGAAACAUUUAUAGUGCAGUUUAAACGAUGAAGAAUACACGAGAUUUUCUGUUAAAAUUUGAUGACCACAAGCAACAAAAGUCAUAUAAAUGCACUAAUCAUGCUGAACAGUUUCUUCUUUCAUUUUGGAGAAUAAUAUUGAGCAGUAUUUAAACCUGUUUUCAAGAAACUACCCAUGAGAAUAUUAACAUAAAUCUAGUUUUGGAUUCUGUUCAAAAUCAUGGCACUCAUGACUGAAAUUUCCACUAUUACAGUGCAUUCAAACGACCAUUCUUACAACUUAAUAUCGACAGAGAACAGUCUUGAAAUACAGGGACAGCAAUACAAUGUCACUGACGCUCUAUAUCCGACAUUUUCUAAUGGCGUAGGAGCAAUCGCUAUUGCAAUUUCACUCGGCAUAUUCAUACUGCUAACCAUUCUCGGAAAUGUCUUCGUAAUUUAUGCCAUAUCAACAGAAAAAAAUUUGAAAGGACUGGCUAAUUAUCUUAUUCUGUCACUUGCAGUUGCAGAUCUGAUGGUAGCAAUCUUAGUUCUACCAUUCAGCGCUCUGAAUGAAGUCUACCAACAAGUUUGGAUUCUUGGACCAGAAAUCUGCAGAUUAUGGACUUCAUUGGAUGUUCUUUGCUGUACUUCUUCAAUAUUACAUUUACUUGCCAUUGCUGUGGAUAGAUACUGGGCGGUCACAAACAUAGAAUAUGCUAGAAAUCGUGACCGUCGAAAAAUCUAUCUACUUAUAGCUGGUGUUUGGACUGGCUCUUCUGUGAUCUCUUUUGCACCAGUAUUUGGCUGGAAAGAUCCAGAAUUUUAUCAAAGGCUUGCAGAAGGACGCUGCAUGGUGAGUCAAAACAUGUAUUAUCAAGUUUUUGCAACCUGUUUGAGCUUUUAUAUACCUCUCGUUUUCAUUUGUCUUCUCUACUGGAAUAUUUUCAAACAAGCCAGGAAAAGAAUACGAAGCAAACCGGGUGCAUCAGCUGUUUUGAUAGAGAAGAGUAACAGCACUGCUCAAUGUUCCACGUCUCCUCAACUAAACGAAAAUGAGCCACCAGAUCCAGGCAGAGAUCAUACACAUCUUCAGGUAUCAGAAAAUGGCGUCAGUUCCAGUCAAGCUGGUUUAGGCCGCUUGAUACAUUUGGCUAAGCGAGAGAAAAAAAUUGUGAAAGAAUCAACAGAGGCAAAAAGAGAAAGAAAAGCUGCUAAGACAUUGAUGAUUAUUACUGGUGCUUUCAUAAUUUGUUGGCUGCCAUUUUUUGUAAUGGCUCUAUUGAUGGCAAUUUGGGAAUGGGCGAUUCCCAACGAUUUAGUUUUUAGCUUGCUUCUGUGGAUGGGAUAUACUAAUUCAUUGAUAAAUCCCAUCAUUUAUACAAUUUUCAGUCCUGAUUUUAGAAAUGCUUUUGAUCGAAUUCUCUGUGGUGCUUACUAUACGACUCAAAGACACUGAAAAUAUAUGAUAUCAUCUUUCAUCAAUAAAACUAAGUACUUACUUGUUAUGAUUAGUGAUACCAUUCAAAUUAGUGAGAUAUUGUCACGUGAAGUACUUAUUAAAGUGUUAUAAAGAUAGUUCAUAUUUGCAUUAAUUUUACGUUACAUACAUCGCACGUGACUAAACUGGCAAUAAAGUUAUUAAUGUGCAAUAAAACCUAUAAUGUGUUGGGGUAGUAUAUACACGAAACUGAUACGAUGGAAGAUCUGCUACAUAUCAUAAAUAUAUAUUCCAAGCAUUUCUACAAGUUUAUGUUCCCUGGAUAUUGUUAGUGAAAUACAUACUGACUGCGUCAUUUUCACUCAAACUAUGGUAAGCUUAACUAUGUCAUUAAAGAAGUGUUUCUUUUCUCUUAAACUAACACGAAAAUUAUAUAAAAGCGCCAAAAAUAAUAAAUGUUUUGUCUUGAAUCAAAGAUGUGUGUAAAUAUCUAGCAGUAGAAAUAUUUUUAUUGAACCGAAUGUAGAAAGACGGCAUACAAAUGACAAUAAUAUUGAAGAUCUGUAUAUGUUUUUAAAUUAAAUAGCUAAUUGAGUGAAAAAAGCAAAACGGUGCUUAGAUAUGAGAGUGUAGAGCAAGCAAUAAAUGACAUAUUUUUUAGCAUUUUGAAACAAUACUCCAACGUCAUUUAUUUCGAUGCAUAAUAAUUUCAUUUGCUGUGUAUUUUUUAUAUUUAUUUAACUAAUUGAAACUUCCUAAUGCAUCCUCAGUAUAGAAUGACUAAUGACCUAUAAUUAUGUUGAUGUUUUCUGCGAGUUACAAGACUAUCUUUAAAGAUAUUUUAUGAUAGUUUCAUCACAAAUAAGUUAUAUGAGCAAUACGUUUACCUUUACCUAAAUUAGGAUACUUCAUAAUUCAAUGCAAUUUCGACCACGAAGUAUUAUAUUUUCUUCAUAUUAUUAAGUGUAAAUAAAGCUAUCUAGACACAGCCAGUUGUCGGCCAAUGGAAUCAUGGAGUUUAAAACUCAUCAAUUUCCUGAUCAACUGCCUGAUGAUAGCUAUGCAUUAAACACUGGCCACCUUUACUUCGGAGGCAAGCUGAUGCUCAUCGAUAUCAAAUUGAUGGUGAAUUCAAGUCGCCAUCACCGGGGAUUGAAUUUCAAACAGUCAUACUAAUAGUGCAAUGCUUUAACCAUUGUGCCAUCAAGUCUCUUUUGUUGAGUGUAUCCGAGAUCACGUAUAUGAGUUAUCAACUUAAAUUUGUAAUUUAGAGCCAGUGAUUUGAAACAAGGCAAUUCUGGCAUUUUAUUUUAAUGAUUAGUGAUAGAUUUAUAAUUUGUAAAAAAAAAAGUUUAACUAAAAUUUCAGAUUGAAGAAGUAAAGAUUACUUAUUGCGCAUGUUUUGUCUUAAUUUUUUGAUAAUUAUUUUUUAAAGUAGAAAAUAU